Molecule: messenger RNA, 4424 nt
Organism: Scomber scombrus (Atlantic mackerel)
Lineage: Eukaryota; Metazoa; Chordata; Actinopteri; Scombriformes; Scombridae
Product: phosphatidate phosphatase LPIN1-like
Exons: 20
Coding region: 111-2861 (916 amino acids)
Biological process (GO): triglyceride biosynthetic process; fatty acid catabolic process; cellular response to insulin stimulus
Cellular component (GO): nucleus; mitochondrial outer membrane
Molecular function (GO): transcription coactivator activity; phosphatidate phosphatase activity
Source: RefSeq, a predicted model, not a curated record
GAGUGAAGACACGAGUUGUAGACCGGACUGGUCUUGUGGUUGUAUACACAUGUAUUGAGAGGUAGGAAAGACCAGAGAUUUGAAGCUGGGAUUGAACACAUUAUGGAAUCAUGAUAUCAGCAGAGGAUGAUGAAGAGUUAGAUGAGACUGUUGAACAUGAUGUCAGUGACACCACCUGGAGUUGGACCCGCCAGACCAUGAACUACGUGGGCCAGUUGGCAGGCCAGGUGUUUGUCCAGGUCAAAGAGUUGUACCGAGGCCUCAACCCUGCCACCCUCUCUGGCUGCAUUGACGUCAUCGUAGUGAGACAGCCCGAUGGCUCCCUGCAGUGCUCACCUUUCCAUGUUCGCUUCGGCAAAAUGGGGGUCCUCCGAUCCCGAGAGAAAGUGGUAGACAUGGAGAUCAAUGGAGAACCAGUUGCUUUACAUAUGAAACUCGGUGACAAUGGAGAGGCAUUCUUUGUCCAAGAAACAGAAAAUGAUCAGGAAGUUGUUCCCUCCUACCUGGCCACCUCUCCCAUCUUGUCAGAUGGAGCCAUCCUGAUGAGCUCAUCCCUGCUAGGGAAGAGCUCUGGGCCGCCCAUACAGACCCUGGGUUCCACGGGGAGUGCUGGAGAGAACGGCAGUGUGAUGAUGAAGAAGAGGAGGAAGAGGAGGAGGAAGGCGCGACUGGACAGCAUGCGGCGGGAGGAGAGCGGAGACUACUCUGAGGAAUGGAACGAAGACAUGUUCACUAUAGACAUCAGCUCAGAUGAAGGGACGGAGAUGCAGAGCAACAGGGCUUCGUCUUGGGAUGUCUUGAGAGACGAGGCAAUGGCUGUUUCGACCGGUGGUUCUUUCAAACAGACUGGCAUCUACACUCGUUCAGAUGGAGAGUGGAGUCCUAUCCAGAGCCCCGGGAACUCUCGUCCCACCUCUCCUAAGAGUGACUCUGAGCUUAUGAUGAAGCCAUCAGACACGGACAAUCAGAAUCCAACCAUGCACUGGGCAUGGGGAGAGCUGCCACAGGCUGCCACGCCAUCCUUCCUCCCGGUGAAAUCCAAGCCUCCACCAGUUUGUCCCGUAUCCAUCCCUGUAUCUGAAAGCACCCACUUCCGUGUGAUCACUCAUGAGACGACUGCAGAGCAGUGUGGACCCUACUCUGAAAUGUCAGCAGUCAGACUGCUCAUGCCGGAGCAAACAGCAACUACUGAGGAAACAGUUGUCACAGUCGGGAUGGAGUCAGAAUCUUCCAGGAUGGAAACCCAAGCUCAGGGUAAAACAGCAGGAGAUGUGGCAGCUCGUAUGACAUCAGACAUGGAGGAGGCAAUGACCUGUCCGCCAGGCAAGACGGACUCUCCAUCCAAAAGAAAAGACAAAAGGAGCCGCCAUCUUGGUGCUGAUGGGAUUUACCUGGAUGACAUCACAGAGCUCGAGCCUGAGGUGGCAGCCUUGUAUUUCCCUAAAAGUGAUACAGCGGUGAGGAGCAUCUCAGACCCGGGCCUCCACAGCACCAGUCUGUCCCCACAGUCGGUCAGCUCUGGAGGAGACAGUGGAGUGGACAGCUACUGCGACCUCAUGGGCGACUUGCCAUCCAUUGCCAUCUCUCUGUGCGGCGGCCUCACUGACAAUAGGGAGAUCACUAAAGAGCAGUUCCAGGAGAAGGUCAUCUUGUACCAGCAGUUUGUAGAGAACCCCUCCAUCAUCGACGACCCCAACUUAGUUGUGAAAAUUGGCUCCAAGUACUAUAAUUGGAGCUCUGCAGCUCCACUUAUGCUGGCUAUGCAGGCUUUUCAGAAACCGCUGCCAAAGGCUGCAGUGGAGAGCAUCAUGAAGGAGAAGAUGCCCAAGAAAGGAGGGAGGUGGUGGUUCUCAUGGAGAGGGAGGAACAGCAGUGCCAAAUCGGAUUCAGUCUCUGGGGCGUGUGGCUCUGCUGAACAACCUGGAAAAAUGUCAGGCAGACUGAAAGAAGAGUCGUCCUCUAGUGAUGAAGACCACGGGGCAGCCCAGCAGAGCUCUUCCGCCGUCCAAUCAGAGCCUGGGCUCACCAUAGGAGGCGUGUCUUAUAAGAAGACACUCCGACUCACAUCAGAGCAGCUGCUGUCUCUCCAGCUGCAGGAUGGUCCCAAUGAUGUUGUGUUCAGUGUGACCACUCAGUACCAGGGAACCUGUCGCUGUCAGGGAACCAUCUACCUCUGGAACUGGGACGACAAGAUAAUUAUCUCUGACAUAGAUGGAACCAUCACCAGGUCAGACACCUUGGGUCAUAUCCUGCCCACCCUGGGGAAAGACUGGACCCACCAGGGCAUUGCACAACUCUACCACAAAGUCAGCCAAAAUGGCUACAAGUUCCUGUACUGUUCAGCUCGCGCUAUCGGCAUGGCUGACAUGACCAGAGGUUACCUCCACUGGGUCAAUGAGAGAGGCACCAUGCUUCCUAUGGGCCCUGUGCUUCUGAGCCCUAGCAGCCUGUUUUCAGCUCUGCACAGGGAGGUGAUUGAAAAGAAGCCAGAGAAGUUCAAGGUGGAAUGUCUCACUGAUAUUAAGAACCUUUUCUACCCCAACACACAGCCUUUCUAUGCAGCGUUUGGCAACAGACCAACGGAUGUAUAUUCCUAUAAAGAAGUUGGAGUCCCAUUGAACCGGAUUUUUACAGUAAACCCCAAAGGCGAGCUGGUGCAGGAGCACGCCAAGACCAACAUCUCAUCUUACGUACGUCUGGGUGAGGUGGUGGACCACGUGUUUCCCCUGAAGGUUCGAGCCUCCUCCUCAGACUUCCCCUGCUCAGACACCUACAGCCACUUCACUUACUGGAGGGAGCAGCUCCCCCGAGUGGACCAUCAGGGAACUACACCUCCACAGACUCCCAGCCCCAGCAGCUGACUACCUGUGGCCUGCUGAGCAGAUCAUGACAGGCAGAGCACUGAUUGAAUGAUGGUGUGCCUGAGAUGUAGCAGUCAUUUAGACAGUAAUGGUUACAUAUGUGUGUGUGAUAUGAUGUAGAUUGUUUAGAGGAUGGAGCACUUUUAGUGCACAGAUGGGAGCUACAUCAGUAGGCUAAUCUGCUGUGAAUAGUUGUGUAACGCACAAGAUGGAUAUAAGCGCACUUUUAUUAAAAGAGGGCCGUUGUGGCCCUUCUGACUAGAUGUAUGUAUAUAUAUGAGAUAAUAGUUAUUUAUUCAGGCAGCUUAGUACAUGAUAUUUCAGUGACGUUGACCUUGUAGACUAUUUAUGCACAUAGCUGCAUACUGUAUUCAACAGAUACACCUAUGGCAUCUGUUCAGAAGUGCAUCAGACAGAACAACCAUAUUACAAGUCACUUAAACGUGUGCCAAAUACUCAAUGUAGAAUUUAUUUUCUUACUCUGACUUUUUUCAGUCCAAGACUGUUAUCCUUUAUAAAUUAUACAAUCAGCAUGGAAAUGCAAAUAUGUACAUGUAAGUAGUCCUACUUCAUAACAACAAGUGUGUGUGUGAAUUAGGGUUCAGUUGGAAAGAAAUCAAGUCAGUAUUAGUUAUAGUACACUCAAGUGUAUUACAUAGCACACUGCGUAUGAAUGAAUGUCAUGUAGUUUGAUAUUAAAAUGUGUCAAGAGCUUUUAUUGGCAAGUCCUGAUGAACGGCGAAUGUUAAGAGCUUAAAAUGAAUAUUUAUUAUUGAGAGAAAGUAAUGAGAACAAGAGGACAGAAUGCACAACAUUUUUCAAUCAUAUCCAUCAAUUUUCUCUAAAAAGUGUGAGCUAAGUUGCUGAAUCAUUUUUAUUUUUCUAACCAAAUCACACAGUGUUUGUGUGUUGUGAUGAGAAGUGUGUGUCAUUUCUGUGGUGGCCUUCAUAAAAUGUCUUUUAAUUUAUUCAAACAAUUACAGCUCAUACAGUUCAACACAUUGAUCAUCAUGUCUCUGUGACUGGCAUGUUUUUCUUUCUUUAAGAUUAUGCUUAUGUUGUAUUUAUUUCACCAAUAGCCUGAUUAGAAACUGACUGGUACACAAAUGUAGCUUAGCUUUGUGUUUUAUUAUGAAUGCAUUUGUUCUUUUACAGUAGCUUUACUGCCAUUCCCUCUGUAAAAACACUCAAAAUGAAAGUUAAAGUAUUCCUUAUAAUACCACAAAUAAUAUGAGGUCUGUAAUAUGGGGAAAACAUUCAGUAUAAGCUGCUAUAAUAGGGUCCUGGGGGUAUACUGUGAAUAUACCCACCUAUAUAGUCUCACCAAAGUAGGUGUGCAUAAGCCUAUAGUUUAUGAGAGAUUAUGUGUGUAUAUAAUGCUUUAAAUAUGGUAUUAUUCUUUCCAUGAAAGAGCUACAAUAGCCUGAAAUCUUUCUGUAUUUUUUGCCUUAACUGUGAACAUUAUGAUCAAUAAUUAGCUCAGUCACUCCCUCCACUCCCUGUUAUUGACCAGUUCACUGUUAAAUUGGUGUUAAUCAAACUCAAUAAACAUGCCUUGGUACA